UUCAGUCGCUGACUGUUAAGUGCCCAGUGCAAAGCCAAGCUCUACACAAAAAUACAAAGCUCAAAAAUCUUACGCUAAACAUCUACGUCUGUUUACGCCAAGUGAAUAAAAGUUAAAAAACAAAAAGCAUUCUUUACACACAAAUAAAUAAUAUCAAACAAAACUAAGCAAAAUGUACGCGGAAAAAGUUUGUGUUGCAUUCGCGUUGAUCGCCUGCCUCGCCUGCGUUGUUGAAUCUGCUGUUUACACGCAACCCGCGCAAGUUCACAAUGCGCAUCCCGGCAAAUGCUACGAUAAGCUCACGAGACGCUUCAUGCUGCCCGACAAGGAAUACAAGCCGAAGGGCAUCUGUGCCGCCAUGACGUGCGACAUUGAGGCGCGUCAGAUCAAUAUCGAGACCUGUCCCUACAUCGAGAUGCCCGGCUGCGAGGAGCUGCCCAGUGACCUCAACUGGAGCUUCCCCAAGUGCUGUCCGCAGUUCAAGUGCGUCGACUUCAAGACCGGCAAGGAGUUUGUUGUCUCCGUCUAGACAACGGCAACGGCAUCUAUUUGCUCUCUUUUGCCAAGCGCCCCGCCCGGUUCAAUUGCCGGUGGAAAAGGGGGAGGAGCGGUCUCUACCUGAAACGUGAUUUUACAUAAAAUGUAUUCUUAGUUCUCUAGUAACUGUGUUUUGCGAGUGCGUGUGAAUGACUUAGUUAGCUUGUUUGUUUGUUUAUUCUGAGUGUGUGUGUGUGUGUGUGUGAAUGAUUCAUUUAGCAGACAUAAUUUAUUUAUUAUUCCAAUUUGUAAAUAACAAAACAAAACAAAAAUAAUUUGCAUAAUUUCUUGUAAAACCUUUUGAUGAUCUUUUAUCAUAUCUCAUGUGUGAACAUAUUAACUUCUUUGUCUUCUCUAGUUAUAAACACAUUAAUUUAUUUUGAUUUAUUCAAAAAACACUGUAUGCGAUAUUUGCAAUUGUGACUAACUGUAUAAAAUUGUUUAGUUUCUUAGUGAUAAACAACAACAAAAAUACAAAAACAACAAAUAAAAAAAACAAUUAAUGAAAUAUUAAUAAC
This is a messenger RNA of Drosophila sulfurigaster albostrigata, 1055 nucleotides long. RefSeq lists its product as uncharacterized. Bases 173 to 529 code for a protein of 118 amino acids. The transcript is spliced from 2 exons. The record is from RefSeq and is a predicted model, not a curated record. NCBI's taxonomy places the organism in Eukaryota, Metazoa, Arthropoda, Insecta, Diptera, Drosophilidae.